UGGAUGGGCGACAAAGGAAGAGCAGACGAAGAGAGUGAAACGCGAGAGCAGAGCAGAGGGGCUGAGGUGCCAUAACAGAAGCAAAGCUGCAUGCGUGAAGAGGAAGAAGACAAAGAUAAAAAGCCCGUUUGAUCAGAUCAAAGGCGAGGGAGGGGAGUUCUUCUUUGAAAACUUCUUCUUCCUUGUCCAGAGGGAGGGAAGAGCUAUUUCCUCUUUUGGUAGUUCGGGCUGGGAGCGGGGAAAAUCAGUGAGCAGAGAGGGAGGCGUUUAGGUUUAUUUUUUGAGUGAGGGAAGACACAGGAACGAAGUCACCAAAGAUAGAGACAAGUUAGGUUUCGUUUAUAUCUAAUGCAGAUCUCAUUCAUUGAUAUGGCUCUGUACCCUGGUUAUGAAAGAAGGCCAUGAUAAUAAAUGGCUAUGCUUGGAACAAGUCCAGAAUUUUUGGGUUGGGUAAGCUGCUGAUUUAAAGGAAACAUAUUUAUUUUCUCUUGGAGUCAAGUAUUUGAGCAUUUCGCCAAAGAAGGAAGAAGAAAGAAAUGAGUGGAGAAGAGGAAGCAAGGGACAAGAGGUCAGUGGAGAUGCGGCCAGGGAUAUUGGUUGUGGGAUCCUCCUCUGUUGGCAAACGCACACUCUUUUCUCGAUUACUCUCCUGUGAUUUUGAAGAUGCCCCAGACUUGUCAUCCCAACCACUUUUACGUGGGUGGACUAUCAACACAAAGUAUUACACAGCUGAUGUUGCUGUGUGGAUGAGUCAUCUUUGUGAUGGAUUUUCAACUGUCAACAUGACAAUUUCUGACCAGUUGGCUGCAUUGGUUAUGGUCUUCGACAUGACUGAUAUAUCAACCCUUGUUGCCCUUAAGGAUUGGGUAUCUUGCAAUGAUAUUAAACGUUUUGACAUACUAUUGUGCAUCGGGAACAAAGUGGAUCUUGUUCCAGGUCAUCCUGUUCAUGCUGAAUACAGAAGACACAUGCUUAAGCUCACAGACAACUCAGCAAAUGCUUAUUCUGAACUUGGAGAGUAUGGGAUUUCUGAGACUGAAGGAAGUAGUCUAUUAGGGGAGGAAGAACCUUCCUGGGAUAUAAGAAAAUCAUGUUUGGAAUGGUGCCAUGAACACAAUAUUGAAUUCAUUGAAGCGUGUGCCUCUAGUGCUGAGUUUGACAAAUGUUUGUCAGUUGAUGGGGAUUUACAAGGAGUUGAGCGUCUAUAUGGUGCGCUCUCUGCUCAUAUGUGGCCUGGAAUGAUCUUAAAAUCUGGGGAUAAGAUAUCUGAACCAUCCUUACCAGAGAGAGAAGAGUUCUCUGAAGAAGAACCAGAUUUUGAAUUUGAGUAUGAGGUGCUAUCAGAGGGUUUGGCUGAACAAUGGGAUGAAACCAAUGAAACAUGGGUUUCUGCAGAUGGAAUUUAUAGUCUCCCAGAUGCAAGAGAAGCUGUUUGUCCAUAUACUCCAUUUCCUGAAGGUUAUCAAGAGAAUUUAACUGGAGUUGAUAAAGAAGAGACCGGGCCCUCAACAUCUGCAGCGGAAUUGCAGAAUGAGGUUGGCAAGGGAGUGGGGUGCAAUGAAGAAGGGUCUGACAAAGCUGCAGAAUCAGAUGAAGGUACACACUUCGAUUUUGAGGAUUUGGAACAUUUGAUGUCUGAGAUAGGGAACAUCCGUGACAACUUGAGACUAAUGCCUGAUUUUCAAAGGAGGGAAAUGGCUGCUAAGUUGGCCUUGAAAAUGGCUACUAUGUUUGGGGGCAGCAGCGAUGACGAGGACACAACAUGAUUGAUCGAAGAGGGUAUUAAUUUUUGGUGCAACAACUUCUUGCAUUCCUAAGUUUCAUUCUACUAAACUUCCUGCUGUGUCACUAUUGGGGGGAUCAGGUAAGGGAAAAGGAGCUUCACAGUAUGUAUGUUGCACAAUGAAUAUAACUAUGCAUGCAAGUUCUUGGGUAAUUCCGUGAGUUCUUUUUGCUUUCUGCAUCUCGUUUCUGCAAGCAAUUAAUCCAGGAAAGUAUCAGUGUCCAUGCCUAUGUACCUAAUCAUUUUUGGCUCAUUUCUUCGGAAUAUUUUUUUGAACUAUUAGUUUAUCUAUAAUGCUGGUCAAUGUCAGGAGAGAGACUAUAUUGAAUGUUUUGAAUUCCAAAUUAUCAUGUUGUGAAGGUGGCUGAACUGCGGAUUUAUGGAGAAAGUUGCUAGCUAUAUUAGUUGGCUUGCAAUCAGACCUGAAAUGUUUGAAAAUUGUGCUCCUGAACCAUGCGAAAA
Messenger RNA from Carica papaya (papaya), 2245 nucleotides. Its product is annotated as GTP binding protein. Lineage: Eukaryota; Viridiplantae; Streptophyta; Magnoliopsida; Brassicales; Caricaceae. Gene Ontology annotation, molecular function: GTPase activity; GTP binding. The record is from RefSeq and is a predicted model, not a curated record.